UAUCAUGGAAAUCACGUUAAUUGCUUCUAUUUCAGGCCUGUCGUUUUCAGUAGGCAAACUUACAUACGCAGGGUAGCUUUGAGCCUGGAUUUAUGUGUCAAAUUCACGGUUAAGCAAUAGUUCGGAUACCGAAUAUACUCAAGAUGGUUCGUAUGAGUGUUUUGGCUGAUUGCCUCAAGACUAUCGUCAACGCUGAGAAGCGUGGUAGGAGGCGCGUCCUCAUCAGGCCUUCGAGUCGUGUUAUUGUCAAGUUCCUUCUCUGUAUGCAAAAGCACGGAUACAUCGGUGAAUUCCACAUCGCUGAUGACCAUCGCAGUGGCAAGAUUGUGAUCGAGCUCUUGGGACGCAUCAACAAAUGCGCCGUUGUUUCACCUCGUUACAACAUUGCAUUGGAUGAAAUUGAGCAGUGGAGCUCUAACAUCUUGCCAAGUAGGCAGUUCGGUCACAUUGUGCUUACUACCGCAUACGGCAUCAUGGACCACGAAGAGGCCAGAAGAAAGCACACUGGUGGUAAAAUUCUGGGUUUCUUUUUCUAAGACCUGACCUUAAUUUAUUAUUAAAAACAUU
Molecule: messenger RNA, 567 nt
Organism: Babesia bovis T2Bo
Lineage: Eukaryota; Apicomplexa; Aconoidasida; Piroplasmida; Babesiidae
Product: ribosomal protein S8/S15 family protein
Exons: 2
Coding region: 144-536 (130 amino acids)
Biological process (GO): translation
Cellular component (GO): cytosolic small ribosomal subunit; ribosome
Molecular function (GO): structural constituent of ribosome
Source: RefSeq, a predicted model, not a curated record